This is a messenger RNA of Triplophysa rosa, 2291 nucleotides long. It is a transcript of the gene hs3st1l1, whose product is annotated as heparan sulfate (glucosamine) 3-O-sulfotransferase 1-like1. Lineage: Eukaryota; Metazoa; Chordata; Actinopteri; Cypriniformes; Nemacheilidae. The record is from RefSeq and is a predicted model, not a curated record. The transcript has 2 exons. Gene Ontology annotation, molecular function: [heparan sulfate]-glucosamine 3-sulfotransferase activity. The coding region runs from base 321 to 1250 and encodes 309 amino acids.
UCGAGUGUGUGAUCAGUGUCGCGCUCGGCGCUUGUGGAGACGCAGCGGUUCCGUUUGUUUCCUCGCGUGUGUAUGAGAGACGCGACGCGCGUGAGUUCAGCGCUUCUGCGGGACGCGCCGGAGGUUCGAGAGGAGACGCGGCGCGAUGGAGCGCUCGCGAAGAAACACAGAUGUUCUGUGGACUGACGCUCACGCUCUGAGUGAUCUCCGUCCCUGAGCCAUUCCCUUUCCCACGUCCCACGAGACGCCUCGUCGCUAACACGCCGCCGGUCACCGUUCCGAUUCGCUGGCUUCCCGUCCGUCUCUUGCUGUCCAUCUCCAUGGCCACCUUUCUGAGCUCCGUGCUCCUGCUGGUGCUGCGCACGUACGCCGCUCCUCCAGAAUACAUCCAGGUGUGGCCGGGCGGGUGGACGCCGGGCCCGGGAGAGGCCGGAAACGAAACGGUCACCCCUUCUCUGGUGCCGCCGCCGGGAACUGCUAACCACGCUCCUCACAGCAUCAUCAUUGGCGUCCGGAAGGGAGGCACUCGAGCGCUGCUGGAGAUGCUGGACAUUCACCCUGAGGUUGCGGCGGCCGCCACCGAGGUUCACUUCUUUGACUGGGACGAGAACUACGUCAAGGGUUUGGAGUGGUACCAGGAGCAGAUGCCCUACUCGUACCCUCAUCAGAUCACGGUGGAGAAGACGCCGGGGUACUUCACGUCUCCGGCGGCCCCCGCGCGCAUCCGCGCCAUGAACCCGUCCAUCAAACUCCUGCUGAUCCUGAGAGAUCCCACCGAGAGGGUCGUCUCCGACUACACGCAGGUUUACUUCAACCGGCUGGAGAACCGCAAGCCCGUGCAGGCCAUCGAGCGCAUGCUGGUGAAGAACGGCGCACUAAACACGCGCUACAAAGCCAUCCAGCGCAGUCUGUAUGACGUGCACAUGAGAAACUGGCUCCAGUAUUUCCCCCUGCGGCAGAUUCACAUCGUGGACGGAGACACGCUGAUCCGUGACCCGCUGCCGGAGCUUCAGAGGGUGGAACGCUUCCUGGAUCUGCCGCCUCGGAUUCAGGCCUCCAACUUCUACUUUAACCAGACCAAAGGCUUCUACUGCAUCCGCAGCGACGGUCACGAGAGGUGUCUGCACGAGUCCAAGGGACGGCCUCAUCCCCCCGUCAACGGCACCGUGCUGCGCCAGCUGCGCUCCUACCUGCGCCAACAUAAUCGAGACUUUUACAGACUUAUUGGACGAACCUUUAACUGGCACUAGCGGGACGGGCCAAUCAAGGCUGAGGGAGCGAUGUUAUCAAUCACUCCUCUGUGUCGACGUAAAGACACAAGUGUGACACAUUGGUGAUUUUCUCUCUUUCUCUUUGUUUGUUUGAUAUUCUUGUACUUGAUAAUAAAUCGUUCUGCUACCAAAACUCAGAAUUUCUCUGCAGUUUGAACGAUAAGUUUUUCACACUGGUGUUAUUUUCAGAGAGUCUGUAGACGUGGUGAGGACGAACACAAAAUAAAUCCAGAACGAGUGAUCAGAUCUCACAAUUCUGUGGAUUAUUUCACAAUAAUGACCAUCUGAUUGUACAAUAACCUCACAAAUCAAUUCAAGAUUAACAUGAACUAUUGGUUAGUUGGUUGAUUGAUUUGAUUGAAUGAUUUUUAUGUGAGACCAAAAAGAGCACAAAAUGAGACGGGAGACGUGAGACAUUUGCCAGUUAAACGGUGUUUGACUGAAAGGGUGUUGUGUUGGGGUUAAUGAAUAUGUUAAAAUGUAAAAAUCAAGAAAUGUGUGUUUGAGGGUUUGGUUUAUAGAGAAUACUAUUAGUUCAGUGUAAAAACAUUAAAAGUCUAUGGAAAAUCUCCACGAAGAUAUCAAAACAAGAUGUUUCAGUGAAGUGAUGAAGACUUCGUGCGUGUGUGUGCGUGUGGGAAGGGUAAGCCCUACGGUAUGGGGACAAAAUGUCCCCACAAAGAUGGCAAUAUCCAAAACCCUUGUCCUUGUGGGGACAUUUUUUUGGUCCCCAUGAGGAAACAAGCUUAUAAAUCAUACAGAAUGAACUUUAGUGAAAAUGUAAAAGAGCAGACAGUUGUGUGUGAUUGUUAGGGUUAGGGGGAGGGAAUAUGAGAUACAGUUUGUACAGUAUAAAAACCAUUGUGUCUAUGGAAUGUCCCCAUAAAACAUGGAAACCCAACGUGUGUGUGUGUGUGUGUCUGUUUGUUUGUAUAUCCCGGUGGGGACCUAAACCUGAAUACACACCAACACAUGGGGACUCGUGUCACCGUGGGGACCAAAACUGAGGUCCUCAUGGGC